This is a messenger RNA of Anopheles arabiensis, 1936 nucleotides long. RefSeq lists its product as uncharacterized. Lineage: Eukaryota; Metazoa; Arthropoda; Insecta; Diptera; Culicidae. The transcript is spliced from 2 exons. Gene Ontology annotation, molecular function: nucleic acid binding; zinc ion binding. Bases 112 to 1053 code for a protein of 313 amino acids. The record is from RefSeq and is a predicted model, not a curated record.
CCGGCUCCCGCUUGUGCAAACCACCAAGAUGCCGCCAUUUUGUGCCUUCCACAUUACAAUGGCGACGACGAUUUUGCGCAUCACGAAAAUGUUGCGAACGCUGCCGCUUCGAUGCAAAAUACCACUGAUGCCGUUUCCGCCCUUCCUUCUGCCCAUGGUAUGGCCGCCGCCCUUCCCCGCGGCCCUGACGACAUCGAGGCCCAAUUUGAGAAGCUGCGACAGCAGCAGCAGCUAGCUGAAUUACGCCAAAAGGUGCACCAACUUGAAACGCCGCAGCCAGUCGCCCUUUGCGUAAAGGACUUUGAAGCUUUUAUCGAGCCACUCGACGUCGAUAAGAACCCCAAUGUCAUCCGAUGGUUCCGCGACUUGGAGCGUCUCUUUGCACUUUACCGAGUGCGCGAUGCAGAUAAAUUUUUCUUCACCCUUCGGCUCCUCACCGGCACAGCCGCUAACGUCGCAAAAGAACUGGUUGUAACCACUUAUGAUGAGUUGAAGAAAGAGUUGAUCGACAAUCUUCACGUAGUUGCUACGCCCGAAUCUGUUUAUCGCCAACUCCGUAACUGUCGAUUGCGGCCCCAGGAAUCCGCCCUGCACUACUUGUUUGACAUGCAGCGCAUCGCAGACCAAGCCAGUAUCGCCGAUUCAGAACUGAUCCCGAUCGUCAUCGACGGCUUGGGAAGCCCGUCAAUUACGUCGAGUCUGCAUUUCAUGCCUCUUACGAUGAACGACUUCCGGAAGAAAUUGAAACUUUUCGAAUCUUGCCGUCAUCUUUGCACCACCCAGCCCCCUUCCGCUGAUGCCCGGGCCACAACGAACAGCUGUAUGGAACGGCCCCGCCUAUCGCAGGAACCCAUCCGCUGCUUCAACUGCUCCCGAUUCGGACACCUUCAGAACGCGUGCCCGCGACCUAAGCGCCCACCCGGCGGAUGUUUUCGUUGUUUCCAGACUGGACACGUCUACCGUAACUGCCCUGAACGUCGGGCCAACGCCACUGUCGAGGGCAAUACUAGUUCGGACGAAGCUCUCGCCACAAAUCAAGAGGAAGUCCUGUGAGCUUCAUUAGCGACACGAUAGUACCAGUUAAGAUGCUAGGACCUCUUUCCGCUACCGAAUACUGCACUAUGAUUAAGGGACCACUUUACUCUCGAGGAAAAAUCGAUUGUACUAUCCGAUUUAAGAAUCAUUCCGUUCGACACUCUUUUAUUAUAUUACCUGGAAUUGCGUGGCCAGUCAUUAUCGGUCGCGAUUUACUGAACUCACUUAAUAUUUUUCUUACGUAUUCAUCUCUUACAACUUCAUGUAUUACUAAACCUCUAUCGACGGAACUUAAAGAAGUAGAUACGAUUCUUCCAGAAAAAUUAGACGAUGCUAUUAGGAGUAUUUGUGCGCUCGAUGUGGCUGAAGCUGAUAAUGAAUUGGAUUUAGGAAAAACAUUAUCUUUGGAACAACGUUCAAUAGUCAAUUCCAUUGUUGAAAACUCAUACCUCAACUAUACUUCAGAUGUUAUACCGCUCAAACACCCUAUGAAAAUCAAUCUGACUCAUGAUACACCAAUAUUUACUAAGCCGCGAAGACUCUCUUAUGGUGAAAGACAGCAGGUUAAGCAAAUUGUUGAUAAACUGUUAGCAGAAAACAUCAUCCGGCCCAGUAAUUCUCCUUAUGCUUCUGCGCUUGUCCUCGUUAGGAAAAAGAGUGGCGAGGUUCGUAUGUGUGUGGAUUACCGGUCCCUCAACAAAAUUACAGUUCGGGACAAUUACCCCCUACCCCUUAUCGAAACUUGUUUGGAGCAUCUGUGUGGAAAAAAAUUCUUCAGUUUGCUGGAUUUGAAAAGCGGAUUCCAUCAAGUCCCAAUGAGUGAGGAGUCUAUCCCCUACACUUCUUUUGUGACCCCAGAUGGUCAAUUUGAAUAUCUGAAAAUGCCAUUCGGUCUCCGUAA